Prinia subflava (tawny-flanked prinia) is the source of this 2321-nucleotide messenger RNA. It is a transcript of the gene TRMT6, whose product is annotated as tRNA methyltransferase 6 non-catalytic subunit. The coding region runs from base 57 to 1505 and encodes 482 amino acids. Gene Ontology annotation, cellular component: nucleus; tRNA (m1A) methyltransferase complex. The record is from RefSeq and is a predicted model, not a curated record. The transcript is spliced from 11 exons. Gene Ontology annotation, biological process: tRNA methylation. NCBI's taxonomy places the organism in Eukaryota, Metazoa, Chordata, Aves, Passeriformes, Cisticolidae.
CGCUCCUGCGCCGCUCGUGCGCCUGCGCGGGAGUCGCGGCGCGAGCGGCGGCGGCCAUGGAGGGCGGCCCGGGCGCGCGCAUCCGUGAGGGGGACUGCGCCGUGCUCAAGCGGGACGAGGUGUUCAAGGCGGUGUCGGUGCUGCGCCGCAGAAAAAUAAUUUUUGAGAAGCAGUGGUUCUACCUGGAUAAUGCCAUCGGACACAUUUAUGGAACCACAUUUGAAGUGACCAGUGGGGGAAUCCUCCAGCCAAAGCAAGAGGUGGAAGAGACUGCCACAGAAACAAAGGAAGCAGGGACAGAUAAUCGUAACAUAGUUGACGAUGGGAAGUCUCAAAAACUGACUCAUGAUGACAUAAAGGCUUUGAAGGACAAGGGUAUUAAAGGACAGGAAAUAGUUCAGCAGUUAAUAGAGAACAGCACAACAUUCAGAGACAAAACAGAAUUUGCUCAAGAUAAAUACAUAAAGAAGAAGAAAAAAAAAUAUGAGGCAGUAAUUACAAUUGUGAAACCCUCCACUCGCAUCCUUUCAACCAUGUAUUAUGCAAGGGAACCUGGAAAGAUUAACCACCUGAGGUACGACACGCUGGCACAGAUGCUGACCCUGGGGAACGUCCACGCUGGCACCAAGAUGAUUGUCAUGGAAACCUGUGCAGGCCUGGUGCUGGGGGCUGUGAUGGAGAGGAUGGGGGGCUAUGGAUCCAUUAUUCAGAUGUACCCAGGAGGGGGACCUGUUAGAGCUGCCACCAGUUGUUUUGGAUUUCCCAAACCUUUUUUUGAUAACCUUCACGAAUUUCCUCUCAGCAAAGUGCAGAGUCUCCUGUCUGGGACAUUCUCCACAGAGACUCUGCCUGCAGACCCUGAGGAGAAUGCACUGGGAGAGGAGGAAAGCAAUGGAUUGAGCGAGGAGAAGCAGACCUCCCUGCAGGAAACAGAGGAGGAACCUGCUGCUGAAGCACCUAUGGACAUCAAUCCAACAGAGGAGCAAGACACAAUGGACAUUAACACUGAAGAUGCAGAAUUUAAAGAGAACAAAGAAAAAGAAAAUAAAGAAAAUGUUCGGGAAAAGCAAAUGAAACAGUGGGAGAGAAGGAAAAAGCUGAAAGAAGCUGCUGCUUUGCUGAGAGAGAAGAAUGCUGAUGGCUUAAUUAUUGCCAGCAAGUUUCAUCCUACACCCUUGUUACUUUCCUUAUUGGAAUUUGUUGCUCCUUCGAGGCCUUUUGUUGUCUACUGCCAGUAUAAAGAGCCAUUAUUAGAGUGUUACACCAAGCUGAGAGAAAGAGGUGGAGUCAUCAACCUGAAACUGUCUGAAACCUGGCUACGGAACUACCAGGUUCUACCAGAUCGCAGCCAUCCAAAGCUGACCAUGAGUGGAGGUGGAGGGUACCUCCUGUCUGGCAUCACUGUCGUCUUGGAGAAGGGCAAAUCUGAUUCCAGUAACUCAGAGGCACUAAAGGUGGAAGAGCCAUCAUCCAAAAGAUGCAAACUUCAAGACCUUCCUUGUUAACAUUUGGAGAACUGACUUGUGGUUUAGAUCUCAGGAGUUUCGUGAAAUAAGAAGUCCUUUCUGUGCUGUUGGCAGCACAGGGCCGUGCCUGUCGUGCAUCUGUUAGAGAAAGCAGCAGAACUGCAGGGGAGGGAGGUCUGUCCUGCUCCUCAGCAGUUCACAUCAUCUGAAUGUCAAGGAAAACCCUUGGGAACAAACAUCCUACUGAACUCAGACACUUCAAGAAGGAGAGAGGAUCAAGAGAAGACAAAGCCUCAGUGCAGGCAUUCUGUUUGUUUGUUGCCAAAUCUGAAUGUGAGGAGGUUUUUUAAAAGGUUGAGUCGGAAUCAACACAUCCAACUUAGCUCUCCAUUCUCCCAGAAAGGCAUCAGAGGAUUCUACUCAGGAUUCCACGUGCUGCUCUGCUCACACUGGGGACACAGAACUCGGCUCUGUUCAGUAAGUUAAGAAAGUAGAAUGAACAGCAGAAAUCAUACACAUUUUUUUCUAAAGGAACAAUAAAAAGAGAAAUCUAAUAGUAGAGAUGACCCCAUGCUUACAGCACGACUCCACAUUUUCCUGAAAUAAAUACAGAGGAGAAAGUGCAUGUUCUUAAAUUAAAAUACUAAAUAUUUAAACUAUCAAUAUUUGUCUGUCAUUUUCCAAGACAUUUUCUGAGAGUUGCUGUAUGUUUUUAAGAUGUUACUAUUUUAAAAACUGCUGUAUGUAUAUUUAUUUAUUCUAGUGUUGGAUCUUUCAGAUGUCGGGCUUUUUUAUUAAUUUUUAACUCUGCAUUUGCCAUUUCAAUUAAACUACAGGGUGUUUUCCCUGAAGAGA